AUCAUCUGUUCAAUAGCACAAACACAACUACUGCCAUUUUUCAGUCAUAAUCUGAACCACUGCAGUGCCAUAACAGUGGAUACCGCCAUGACAAACCAUGAAGCCUCCUCUUCAUCCUCCCCCAAGUCAAAACUUUGGAAUUACGACGUGUUCUUGAGCUUCAGCGGUGUAGACACACACAGUGGCUUCACGGACCACCUCCACGCGGCAUUAACAGAUAGGGGAUAUCAAGCGUAUAUCGAUGAGGACGAUCUAGAAAGAGGGGAAGAAAUAAAAAAAGAACUGGAACAGGCAAUCGAAAAAUCGAAGAUCUAUAUCAUUGUCUUCUCAGAGAGGUAUGCGGAUUCGAGUUGGUGUCUUAACGAGCUGGUGAAGAUCAUGGAGUGCAGAGACAAAUUGGGGCGACAUGUUUUGCCAAUAUUCUAUCACGUUGAUCCUUCACAUGUCAGGAAGCAGAAUGGAGUUUUGGCCCAAGCAUUUAAGAAACACGAAGAGAACAUCAGUAAAGAAAAAGAUGACAAGAAACGUGAAGAAAAACGAGAAAGGGUAAAGCAGUGGACAGAGGUUCUUACAAAAGCUGCAAAUUUGUCUGGCUACCAUCUUCAAAUCACUGAUAAGAGGUGCGAAGCAAAGCUUAUUAGAGAAAUUGUUAACAAGAUUAUCCCGGAAUGGCUUCCGAGCGCAGAAAGUUUACAUGUGGCCAAGCACCCAGUUGGAAUAUAUACUCGCAUUCAAGAUAUCAUCACUUUUCUUUCAAAUGGUGGAUCAAAUGUUGUUCGCAUGGUUGGAAUUUGGGGGAUGGGUGGAUUGGGUAAAACAACAGCUGCCAAAGCCAUUUAUAACAAAAUUCAUCAUGAGUUCCAAUUCAAAAGUUUCCUUAACAACGUUAGUGAAAAAGAUCUGGUUGUUUCGCAAGAACAACUUGUUUCUAACAUCUUGAAACAGAACAAGCGUGAGAUAACCAGUGUUGAUGAAGGUAUCAGUCUGAUAAAACAUCAUCUCCAAAGUAGAAGAGUACUUGUCAUUAUUGACAAUGUAGACAAAGUGGAACAACUAAAUGCAAUAGCUGGAAAUCGUGAUUGGUUUGGCCUAGGAAGUAGAAUUAUCAUAACGACACGAGAUGAUCGUUUACUAAAGCAAGUGAACAUGAAAGUGGACGAGACAUAUCCGCUUAAGGAAAUGAAUGAAGAAGAAGCUUUGAAACUCUUUAGUUGGCAUGCCUUUGGAAAUAGUUGUCCUAAUGAAGGAUAUCUUGAACUCUCAAAAGAGGUUGUUUCUCACUGUGGUGGUUUGCCACUAGCCCUUGAAGUUUUAGGUUCUUCUAUGAUUGAAAGAGUCCCAACAGAGUGGAAAAGUCAGUUGGAGAAAUUAAAAAAAAUUCCUCAUGAAGGAAUAAUGAAACCGCUAAGAGUAAGCUUUGAAAAGCUGGAUCGUACACAAAAGGCUACUUUCCUUGACAUAUCUUGUUUCUUUAUUGGAUGGGAAAAGGACUAUGUCGCAAAAGUAUUAGAUGGAUGUGAAUUUUUUGCAACAAUAGAAAUCAGUGUCCUCUGUGAACGAUGCCUUGUAACUGUUGAACGCAACAUAUUGUAUAUGCAUGAUUUGCUUCGAGAAAUGGCCAGAGUAAUCAUUUCUGAAAAGUCCCCCGGUCACCCUGGAAAAUGGAGCAGGUUGUGGAAUUCUCGAGAGGUCACCAAUGUAUUAACAAAUAAAUUUGGAACUGAAGAAGUUGAAGGACUUGCUCUAGAUAUCCCUUAUCCCGGGUUACCAAGCUCUGACAAGACUAGUUUCAGUACAGAAGCAUUUGCCAAUAUGAAGAAACUGAGAUUACUUCGGCUCGACUACGCUAAUAAGCUCAAUGGAAAAUACGAACAUCUUCCCAAAGAGUUAAUAUGGUUCUGUUGGAGUAAAUUCCCUUUACAGUCCAUACCAGAUGACUUUUUAAAUCAAGAGAAACUAGUUGCUAUACAGAUGCACGAUAGUAAAUUGGUACAGUUUUGGCAGGGUUCCAAGUCGCUCUCGCUCCAGAAGUUGAAGAUCAUUGAUCUCAGUUUUUCUAGUGACCUAAUUAAAUCACCAGACUUUUCACAAGUCCCAAAUCUUGAAGAGUUGAUAUUGGAAUACUGCAAUAAAUUGUCCGGAAUUCACCCCUCUAUUGGUUAUCUUAAAAGACUUUCUUUGGUGAACCUUAGAUUCUGUGACAAUCUUAUUUUUCUUCCAGGGGAUUUCUAUAAGUCGAAAUCUGUUGAGACUCUUUUUCUUUCGUUCUGUUCAAAUUUCAAAAAACUGCAUAAGGAUUUAGGGAAGAUGAUAUCAUUGAAAAUACUUGAUGCAGAUUCCACAGCCAUAAAACGAGUACCACCUUCCAUAGAUCUUGGGAGUCUAAUUUCCUUACAAGAUUUGAAUCUUAAAGGGAAUUCUUUUUGUAGCCUACCGAGCCUCAAUGAUCUUUCAAAGCUUGAAACUCUGAAGCUCAGUAAAUGCAGAAAUCUUCAUACAAUCCCCAAUUUACCAACAAAUUUGGAAGUCUUGAAGGCACCUGGUUGCCCUACAUUGAAAAUAAUGCCCAAUUUUUCGGAAAUGUCAAAGAUGAGAAAACUGAAUUUAAGUGAUUCGUCCAAACUCACUGAGGUUCCAGGCUUGGAUAAGUCAUUAUCCUCCAUGACAUUGAUUGAUAUGAAAAGGUGCACCAAUCUCACAGAUAAUUUUAAGAAGAACAUCCUACAGGGAUGGACUUCUUGCGGAUUUGGUGGCAUUUUCUUCCAUGGGAAUUAUGUUCCUGGUUGGUUUGAGUUUGUCAACAAUGGCAAUAAAGUCAGUUUUGAUAUUCCCCGGAGUGUUCGUAAUUUUAAAGGCCUGACUCUAUUCUGCUUUUACCACUCAAAAAAUAAUUAUUAUUCUCUUCACAUUACUGUUAUAAAUCACACCAAGCGUACUGAGUUGCGAGCCUGCAUAGCCAUACGCGGAGAAGAAAUAGACGGAGAAGAAAUAGACGACAUGCCUGAACCUGAUUAUAUUUGGCUAGGACAACUAUCGAACGAUAAGCUCAAUUUGCAAGGCGGGGAUAAAGUUGAUAUAAUUUUUGAAGAACCUUUUGUAAGUGUGGAUCCUUAUUAUUUAUUUACUGUUAAGAGAACAGGAGUUAAUCUAGCGUGGGAUAAGCCAAUGAAAGAAAAUAUGCUUGCUAUGAAUAGUGCUGGUUAUGUUUCUGACCCACAUCCAGCUUGGUUCUAUGAUGAGGCAGAACCAAGCCAUGAAUCAUCUGAUAAUAGUAAUCCCAGUAAUCAAAUGAGAAUUACUACAGAUGACAGAAAGGGGAAAAGGCAAAAAUUUUGA
Messenger RNA from Malus domestica (apple), 3336 nucleotides. NCBI's taxonomy places the organism in Eukaryota, Viridiplantae, Streptophyta, Magnoliopsida, Rosales, Rosaceae. The record is from RefSeq and is a predicted model, not a curated record.